Molecule: messenger RNA, 449 nt
Organism: Stereum hirsutum FP-91666 SS1
Lineage: Eukaryota; Fungi; Basidiomycota; Agaricomycetes; Russulales; Stereaceae
Exons: 4
Coding region: 163-336 (57 amino acids)
Source: RefSeq, a predicted model, not a curated record
GCGUUGUUGAGUAGGUUACAGUAGCGAUACGACGAGACAAAAAGGAUUGACAAAGAGCGCCGCAGGAUACUGCAGAUAAAACACAUAUGAAUCCUUGUUAUCUCGAAAAAAGGGUUUCUCACCGUAUGAUCGCCCUAGGCCUUCAGACGUCCACGAUCACCAAUGAAUUCUGAGACGACCAAGGACCUCUUGCUAUCUCAAAAUUUUGAGAGCACAAGUACCUUCCCAGUAAGAGAGCUUCCUUUCGGCCUAUGGAUGCCUUCGAAUGACAGUCUCGAUAGUUCGAGAGUGAGCCCGCUUUCCAAGAACCUACACGUUCGCCAUGCUUAUACUUAGGCACUGUAUGCUUUGAUGCCCUGAGCUAGUUCAAAGCUGGCGGCAUCGUCGGCGGAGUCACGCUUUCAUCAAUAAGAAGGACUGUACUCAAUGCUUCCUUUGUCAGUGAUGUA